This is a messenger RNA of Ostertagia ostertagi, 852 nucleotides long. NCBI's taxonomy places the organism in Eukaryota, Metazoa, Nematoda, Chromadorea, Rhabditida, Trichostrongylidae. The record is from the annotation of a GenBank genome assembly.
AUGAAGUCUUUGCUAGCCGACCUAGCUCUGCUAAGAGUUUCCACUCAGGGACCGCAGAUUGUGGCAAAGCGUUAUCUCCCAGCGAGAGGAACAAAGCCUUUGCCGCGGUACCUUUGGGACCUAGAAGAUUUGAAGAAGAAAAGUGGUGGACAGCUUGGUGGGCGUCAUCCUGAAACAGGACGUAAGAUAAAUCAACAUAUAGGUGGUGGAGUCAAGUUUGACUACUUCAUGAUUGACUACCACAGCAGAGCUGGAGACAUUAUGGGAUCGGACAGACGAUGGCUAUAUUCCGGAGAAUCGCUGUUAUUGUUCAUUGGAGAGGGGAAUUCGUAUCCUAUUGGGUCCCUUGUUGCAGGUACAUUGGUGAACAGCGUUGAACGGUUUCCGACAUUGAUCGAAAACUUGGACAGUGAUGUGUUCAUUAUCAAAGCGGGUACGGCGGCAACCAUCGUACGACAUCAGGGAGAUUUCACCGUCAUUCGACUUCCUCACAAGCAUGAGUUUUCCCUACAUCGUACGUGUAUGGCAAGGGUUGGUCGGCUGUCACAUGCUGACAUAGAAGGAAAAAUCUAUGGUUCAGCUCAAAUGCAUAGGCGGUUUGGUUACAAGAUGGCAAGUGGUCUUUUCCAUAAAAAAGACGGUUAUUUUGGUCGUAAGAUUCGACCUCUGCCACCAGUUCGUGUUCUGGACGAACCUACUCCGCCACCACCACCUAAUCAACAGUUCUCUCUGACUAAGGACCAGCUCAGUGGGCUGUUUGGGCACGCAAAAGUUCACAAUUUGUUACCAGCUGGAUACUCAACAAGAGAUUACGACUAUUACAAACCGGAUAAACCGGACAAACCGGAGUAG